Leucoraja erinaceus (little skate) is the source of this 1783-nucleotide messenger RNA. It is a transcript of the gene ska2, whose product is annotated as spindle and kinetochore associated complex subunit 2. Gene Ontology annotation, biological process: mitotic cell cycle; chromosome segregation; cell division. The transcript is spliced from 7 exons. Bases 16 to 762 code for a protein of 248 amino acids. Gene Ontology annotation, molecular function: microtubule binding. Gene Ontology annotation, cellular component: spindle microtubule; outer kinetochore. NCBI's taxonomy places the organism in Eukaryota, Metazoa, Chordata, Chondrichthyes, Rajiformes, Rajidae. The record is from RefSeq and is a predicted model, not a curated record.
AAAUCCAGUUAUAUUAUGGUGGUGAAAAUAAACUUGGUAUUCAAGACCAAAACUGUUUUUCAGAAUAUCCUGAGUGAAAAAUGGACUCAAUCUACAAAUCAUAAGUUCCAGAAGGCACAGUCUGAUCUGGAUUAUAUCGAACACAAACUAGAGUUUGAAAUGCUGAAAAAUCUUCCACAAUGCACUGCACCGCAGGAAAAUCCAAUAAAACUUCUGGAGCAACUGAGGGUAAUAAAAUCCCGGUAUCGUGAUUUAUGUGCAGAAGCAGAUCAGAUUGCCAUAGAGCGUAAAGAAUCAGUAGACUUCAUUCGCACUCAACUUGCCACUACAUUGCAGUUAGUACAGAAACUGCAGGACCAAAGUGACCUAAAGUCUUGUCCCUUGACAGAAGAUGAGCAAUGGGCAGUGCAGAAGAUUAUGAAGUCUGAGAUUUUGGCUGGAGUAGACCCAUGCGAGAAACCCUGUGCAGAGCCUCAAGCGCCACAGCAGGAGGAAGCUGAGUUUGAACCAAUCACUGAAGAGAUGUUCACAUCUGUGCCGAAAAAUGUAAGACAGACUGUAAAACUUGCCAGCUUGAAUACGUUAUACAAAAAGCUCUUUGACCACUUCAUAAAAAAUAAUAACAGUGCGGUGCUGACUGUGAUGCAGAUGAUGAAGCUCGACAUAAAAGUCAUCGAAGCAGAGUUAAAAACACUUAAAGCUCUGGAGCUCAUUCAACUGGAUAAAAAAGGACGUGUCCGCCUCUCCCUGCAACAUUCCUAGAUCUACUAGAAUUUGUACUUGUGUAAAUUCAGGUGCAGAUUUUUAAUCCUCCGAUUAGACAAUUGAAAAUUGGCUGCAAGAACUUGAGAUACUUUUACCUUUUGAAGUAAAAUCAGGAUCUCGGAUGCAGUUUCUGGUGCGUGACCUCUGCAUCGGGAGCUGGUCUUCAAAGUAUGUCGGAAUUGAUGUUGGAUAUAGACUAUACGUGGAACAACUGAUUUUAUAAAGUCCACUUUAGUGAGGCAGAGGAAUCAUGUGUUCAUGAUUUGUUCGCAUUCCAAUGCUUAUGCUUCCUGGAAUCUGUUCUUUGUAUUGGGAAACCCUAGGGGGGAAAACCUGUCUGUGCUUGUCCAGGUGAUGCAUAUCAUCCCAAUGUUUCGAUCAUAACUUUAUUCCAAAUGAGUUGGAAUAAAAUGCCUGACUUGGAAUUUGAGGAUUAUUCUGCCAAAUGAGGAUGGAAGGGUGCAUUGUCGGGUGGAGACAUUUACUUUAUAAAAUGAAAAGGUUCAUCAAGUUUCAGUAAAAUGUAUCUUUGUAAAUACGGUUUAAUGUUUUUGGUAUCCUUUAACCGACUCCCUGCUAUUUAAUGUUUUACCAUAUAUACUGUUCUUCUUUGACAGUUGUAUUUGGAGUGGUAAUUGCAUUCUACUGCUUUAAUUUCAAGCAUUUAUUUCAUAUACAGAGUAGUAGUUAAUGGGAGAGAUGUUUAUUGUCGAUUUUGGGUACACUCCCAGGUUUCCAUUUUUACAGUGUCAGUUUAUCACACUGGAAAAUCCGAACUUGAUUUAAGAUAACCACAGUAUUGUAACGAAAGGUAUAAAAAUCACAAGACGAAAAAAAACAAUGACUAAAAGUGGAUAAUCUAGUUCUAUGUACAUAGGAAUGAAUGUAUGUAUGUGAGACUUGAAUGUAAUAUUAUAGAACAUUUGUGUCUGUCCAUAAGGUGAAGAUUCAUCCUGGGGACGUCCUGUAAUAAAGAUCAUGGUUUUAAAUAUUUUUAUUAAAAGAUUCUGUUUGCUGC